Molecule: messenger RNA, 672 nt
Organism: Brenthis ino (lesser marbled fritillary)
Lineage: Eukaryota; Metazoa; Arthropoda; Insecta; Lepidoptera; Nymphalidae
Source: the annotation of a GenBank genome assembly
AUGGCUGCAGAUCCGAAGGUCCUGGCUAACUUCAUCCAGCCAUGUCACGCACAAGAUUCUACCUGCCUGAAGCUCUCUGCUCAAAAUGCCCUUCCUGUGGUGGCGGCCGGGAUCCCAAGCUUGGGGAUGAACACAUUGGAUCCGAUGGUAGUUGAUCGAGUGGUCGCAAGUCAAGCAGGGUUGAACAUGGAUUUUAACAACACCAUCGUGAAAGGAUUGAGGCACUGCCACGUUUUAGAAUUGAGGCGCAUUGGAAGCAAGACCAGUCUAAGCCUGAAAUGCUCUGUCGUUUUGGUCGGCGACUACAAACUGGACGGGGAACUCUUGAUGGUACCCAUUCAAGGAAAAGGAAAAUAUAAAAUUCAAAUACGCGAUAUAGUUGUGAAAGUAGAAUUCAAAGUGGGUGAGCGUGAGUCGGCCGGCGAGCGUUACUGGACCGUGCCGAGCUGGACUCAUACAGCUGACGUCUUGGGCGGUGUUGCUUUCAACUUCCAAAACCUUUUCAAUGGGAGAAAAGAUUAUGCGGAACCGGUGUUACACUUCGCAAAUACGCACUGGCACGACAUCUUCCACGAGGUCGCACCUCCCAUUGUGAAGGCGGUGGUGUCCCGCAUCGUGGCGGAAACUACGAAGCUCUUCGACAAAGUGCCGAUACGAGAACUAGCUUUAGAA